AUGAACCUAGAGAGUGCGUGUGGUUACCAGGCCGGGGUCGGGGCGCGGGGUCCACGGGAAGUGAUGGAGCAGAAGGUCCAAGGUCAGCUGAACUUUGGCUUCCAGAGGAGCUCCACGUCAGACGACGACUCCGGCUGUGCGCUGGAGGAGUACGCCUGGGUACCCCCCGGCCUCAGACCAGAACUGGUGAGACGCCCCAAAAUAUACAACACAACAGGGUCCAGUGUGGCUCAGUUGGUAGAGCAUGGCGCUUGCAACGCCAGGGUUGUGGGUUUGAUUCCCACGGGGGACCAGUACGGGAAAAAGUACAAAAAUGUGUCCACUCAUUACUGUAAGCCGCUCUGGAUAAGAGCAUCUGCUAAAUGACAAGACAGUAAAAAUGUAAAAACUAAUAUACAAUAUGCUCCUUAUAUUCAACACUAUAUGCCACUUAAACUGAACUAAAAUAUAAACGCAACAUGUAAAGUGUUGGUUUCAUGAGCUGAAAUAAAAGAUCCCAGAAAUGUUACAUACGCACAAAAAGCUUAUUUAUAAUUUUGAGCACAAAUUUGUUUACAUCCAUGUUAGUGAACAUUUCUCUUUUGCCAAGAUAAUCCAUACAUCUGACAGGUGUGGCAUAUUAAGAAGAAGCUUAUUAAACAACAUGAUCAUUACAGAGGUGCACCUUGUGCUGGGGACAAUAAAAGGCCACUAAAAUGUGCAGUUUUGUCACACAACACAAUGCCCGUGCAACUGGCAUGCUGACUGCAGGAAUGUCCACCAGAGCUGUUGCCAGAUAAUUUAAUGUUAAUUUCUCUACCAUAAGCCGCCUCCAACGUCGUUUUAGAGAAUUUGGCAGUACGUCCAACCGGCCUCACAACCGCAGACCACGUGUAACCACGCCAGCUCAGGACCUUCACAUCCGGCUUCUUCACCUGCGGGAUCGUCUGAGACCAGCCACCCGGACAGCUGGUGAAACUGAGGAGCAUUUCUGUCUGUAAUAAAUCCCUUUUGUGGAGAACAACUCAUUCUGACUAGCUGGGCCUGGUUCCCCAGUGGGUGGACCUGGCCCCCAAGUGGGUGGGUCUAUGCCCUCCCAGGCCCACCCAUGGCUGCACCCCUGCCAUUUCAUGUGAAAUCCAUAGAUUCGGGCCUCAUUUAUUUUAAGUGACUGAUUUCGUUAUAUGAACUGUAACUCAGUAAAAUUGUUGAAAUUGUUGCAUGUUGCGUUUAUAUUUUUAUUCAGUAUAUGUCACGUACAUGUAUAUGCAAUAUAACCCACGACCUUGCCGUGUCUAUUGUUAUGCUCUUACCAACUGAGCCACAUUAGACCAUAGAAGGACCCAUAAACACAUUUGGCUCGUUUAGAUAGGAGCUGAGAAACACCACAGUAGCUUUCUCUGUCAUUAUUUUCCUCGUCAUAACUCCAUUAGGAAUGUUGCCAGGCCUCCUCAGGUUAUUUGGGUGGUGAGCAGUGCAGAGGCAGGGUUUGUCACAUGCUUGUCACCCUGAAGCACGACAAAGCUGCUUGUCUCUAACGGUUUAACUGUCGCCGUGGCACUUUGACCCUUAGGGCCACUGGCCUGGCUACUACUUUGCCCCUUGGGGCAGUUGACCGCAACUGAAGACUACUUUAGGAGGGAGGGUCAUUACUGCCACCAGAUAAAAAGGUGGGAUGUUCUUGUCUACUGUUUAGAGGGGGCUUCCUGCUGCUCAGCCCAUCUCUGGGGAUGGCAAUUGACCCCCACAAUCCUCAGCGUUGGGCCGUCGUAAAUAAUGCAAAUUUCAUGCUGCCAUUACCCCCUAUAUCCACCUCCCUAGGUCAGGGCUAAAGAACAGUACGCUGACUGACCCCCUACCUCCAGGGCUGUGUGUUUCUCCACUGUAAUGUGCACUACAGGGCUGUUCCACAGAAUAGUGGCUGUAAAGGCAUUACAGUUGACCCAGGCAUUUACACACAAAAGGGGGCUGUUUAUUUGGAGGCUUUAGAGCCUGGGUCUCCUGUUGCUUCAGCCCCUUCUCCCCCCCCCCCCUCAUUGCUUCCAUGUGUGCUGUUUAAAGGGAGGGAGAGGGGGAUAGAGAGUGAGAUGAGUAAGGAAAGGAGAGAGAGAGAGAGGAGUAAGGGAAGGAGAGAGAGAGAGGAGUAAGGGAAGGAGAGAGAGAGAGAGGAGUAAGGGAAGGAGAGAGAAGAGGGGUAGUUGGGAGAGUGCCACAUAACACAAGUGGACUCUGUUUGUGAACAAGCCUGUAAAAGGCAGCUGUGGCGAGGCCCCCUCCAAGCCAAACCUGGUGUUGCCAGCAACCAGCGGGAGGGGGGGAAUUGAUCCACAUCCACUUCUAAAGGCCUCCUCCUGCAUCUGAUCUGCCAGAUCUCUACUAAUCACUAGCAGACUUUUCCAUGCCAGAGUUUGUAAAUAAAAAUAUACACAUCCUGUCUCGGAGUGUCUUUGGGGUGGUGCUUGACAAGUCUGCCUGUCUCACACAAAGGAGCUCCGCUAUGCUCACUUUUCGGGUAGGGACAAACACAUGCAUGCACGCAGCCCAUUAUUCAGGGACAGGCUUAGUUGGUAUUAUCAUUCCUAAUGUGCUGAAUAACAUUUAUCUGGGCCAGUGAAAUAGGUUAAGAGAAAUCUGGGAAGGUGCUCUUCCUUUCAACAGGGACCUAGAAUCAGGUCAGGGCUGUUUUUAUGUUCUUGAUUAAGAACAUUUGACUUUCAUGUUACUUCACAGGAUAAACAACCCUCCAGGUUCAUUUUGCGUGUGGUAGGUGUAAGCAUGACGCUACCAAAGGAUCAAACUCACAUUCUAAAAGAAAAUGUGUGUGUGUGUGUGUGUGUGUGUGUGUGUGUGUGUGUGUGUCUUCUGUUCUGUGUGCUCCAGGUUCAGCUAUAUUUCUCCUGUCUGCCUGAGGACAAGGUUCCUUACGUUAACAGUCCUGGAGAGAAGUUCAGAAUCAAACAACUCCUCUAUCAACUGCCUCCACAUGACAAUGAGGUAUGGAAAAGACCCCAAAAGAGUGUGGUUGUACGUGCAUGGGUGUGUGUAGUUCAUUUAAACUGUGUGUGUGUGUAUGUUUGUGUAUACGCUGUGUGUGUGUGUCAUUAAAUGCAUCCCAGCAGGCCCUCUCAUUAAAGGCGUCGUAACAGGGCAGGUCUCACAGGAGGACAGCACCCAUUUUUCCCACCAUCCUUCCUUCCCAUCCACUUUCUCUGACUCAAUGUUGUUUGAAGAUCUGUGUCCGACCCUUGUCCUUCCCUGCUUUGUAGUAAACCUCAUGCCAUUCUGCUCAUGUGAGGGAGGACUUGGCAUUCACGUUACCAACAUCCCAGUUGUUAGUCCCUUGGUCCCACACUGGGUCAACAGUCUGUAAUGUCGUGGGCACAAUAAGCCUUUUGACUAUGAUUUGAUGAUGCUUGCUGGAAGCCCCCGCUAGCAGGAUUCCUGUCAUAGCAGUGGUCUUUCUGGGGACAGACCAGUGGGAAAGGGGACGCUGCUGAAAGACAUCCUUUAUAAUGUGCCAACCCUGCGUGUCUCUCUGUUACCCUUCCCCUCGUGAUUCCACUCUAAACACAACCCUUGUUUGUGUAAACUGUAAGCGUCUGCUUUCCCUUGUUAACAGUUUGGGAGGGAGACAUCAAAAAUGGUUGUCACGCUUUGCUUUGUGUUUUACACUUUCGACUAUAUUUAACUAAGGCCUCUCUCUCUCUCUCUCCUUUCUCUCCAUCCAGGGGCGCUACUGCCAGUCUCUCAGUGAGGAGGAGGAGAAGGAGCUCCACAUGUUCAGUGUCCAGAGGAAGAAGGAGGCGCUGGGGAGGGGGUCUCUCAAACUCCUGCCCCGGGCCCUGCUACACAGCUUCUGUGAACAUGUAUGUCCCUUCUCGCCCUCUCUUACACCGCCACUCACCUCAGUUCCUAACAGGAACACUGUCACAUCAGACACAUAAACCAAUGGGUAGAUGGGGUAUUUUUAAGGUAACAGAUAUGUAACGGUUUGGGAAGUUAUAGGAAACUGUUGUAAUCCAUAUAACCCAAGUAAACGACUAUUGAGAAGGGAAAAGCAGAACUACCUGUAGCCUGUGCUCUUGUUUAUCCUUCUGUGAAUAUGACGCUUCUCUAGAGGAGUCUGUUUCUCUUAGAACCUCCUCUUCCUCUGUGUUGUAUGUCAACCAGGCUAUGUAAGAGAUCCCUAAACAUAUGGUGGAUUUGCAGCCGUGCAGACAGUCUAAAAUCUAAAAAGCCUCUUGGUGUUGUUUGGAGUAGCUCCAGUGGGUUGGCUGACACUGUGCUCUGCUCACUUGAUGCUCAGUGUUUUAUUCAGUGUACUUACAAAUGGGUCCUGAGCAGCCCGGGGGUGACCAUUAAACUUGGUCAAAACACAGCUAUGCUCUGCUCUGCUCUGUAGUGGCUCUCCCUCUCUGCUCUGCUCUGUAGUGGCUCUCCCCUCUGCUCUGCUCUGUAGUGGCUCUCCCUCUCUGCUCUGCUCUGUAGUGGCUCUCCCUCUCUGCUCUGCUCUGUAGUGGCUCUCCCUCUCUGCUCUGUCUCUGUAGUGGCUCUCCCUCUUCUGCUUCUGCUCUGUAGUGGCCUCCUCUCUGCUCUGCUCUGUAGUGGCUCUCCUCUCUGCCUGCUCUGUGUGGCUCUCCUCUGAUCUUUAGUGGCUCUCCCUCUGAUCUUUAGGGCUCUCACCUCUCUGCUCUGUUUGUAGUGGCUCUCCCCCUCUGCUCUGCUUCUGUAGUGGCUUCUCCACCUCUGCUCUGCUCUGUAGUGCUCUCCCUCUUAUCGUAGUGGGCUCUCCCUCUCUGCUCUGCCUCUUAGUGGUCUCCCUCUCUGCUCUGUCUGUAGUGGCUCUCCUCUGCUCGUAGUGGGCUCUCCCUCUCUCUCUGCUCGUAGUGGCUCUCCCUCUGCUCUGUGUGCUCUCCCUCUUCUCUGUAGUGGCUCUCCCUCUCUGCUCUCUCUGUGUGGCUCUCCCCUCUCUGCUCUGUAGGCUCUCACUCUGCUCUGUAGUGGCUUCCCUCUCUGCUCUGUAGUGGCUCUCCCCUCUGCCUGUCUGUAUGGCUCCCUCUGCUCUGUAGUGGCUCUCCCUCUCUUGCUCUGUAGUGGCUCUCCCUCUGUCUGUAUGGCUCUCCUUCUGUGUAGUGGCUCUCCCUCUUCUAUGCCCCCCUGCUCUGUAGUGGCUCUCCCUCUGCUCUGUAGUGGUCUCCCUGCUCUGUUGUAGGGCUCUCCUCUCUGCUCUGCUCUGUAGUGGCUCUCCCUCUGCUCUGUAGUGGCUCUCCUCUGCUCUGUAGUGGCCUCCUCCUCUGCUCUGUUGCUUCCUGCUUCUGUAGUGGCUCUCCCCUCUUGCUCUGGUAGUGGCUCUCCCUCUGCUCUGUAGUGGCUCUCCCCUCUCGUGUCCUCUGCCUUCUGUAGUGGCUCUCCCCUCUGCUCUGUAGUGGCUCUCCCUCUUGCUUGCUCUGUAGUGGCUCUCCUCCUCUCUGAUGCUCUUCUGUCUGUAGUGGCUCUCCCCCUCUGCUCUGCUCUGUAGUGGCUCUCCCUCUGCUCUGUAGUGGCUCUCCCUCUCUGCUCUGCUCUGUAGUGGCUCUCCCUCUCUGCUCUGUAGUGGCUCUCCCUCUGCUCUGUAGUGGCUCUCCCUCUGCUCUGCUCUGUAGUGGCUCUCCCUCUCUGCUCUGUAGUGGCUCUCCUCUGUCUCUGUAGUGGCUCUCCCUCUGCUCGUAGCUCUCCUCUGCUGUAGUGGCUCUCCCUCUCUGCAUCUGUAGUGGCUCUCCCCUCUUUCUCUGUAGUGGCUCUCCCUCUGCUCUGUGAGUGGCUCUCCCCUCUAGCUCUGCUCUGUAGUGGCUCUCCCUCUCUGCUUGCUCUGUAGUGGCUCUCCCUCUCUUCUGUAGUGGCUCUCCUGCUCUGUAGUGGCUCCUUCUCUCUCUAUGUCUCCUUGCUCUGUAGUGGCUCUCCCUCUUGCUACUGUAGUGGCUCUCCCUCUGCUCUCUCGUAGUGCUUCCUCUGAUCUGUAGUGGCUCUCCCUCUCUGCUCUGCUCUGUAGUGGCUCUCCCUCUCUGCUCUGUUCUGUAGUGGCUCUCCCUCUGCUCUGUAGUGGCUCUCCCUCUGCUCUGUAGUGGCUCUCCCUCUCUGCUCUGUAGUGGCUCUCCCUCUCUGCUCUGUAGUGGCUCUCCUCUCUGUUCUGUAGUGGCUCUCCCUCUGCUCUGUAGUGGCUCUCCCUCUGCUCUGUAGUGGCUCUCCCUCUCUGCUCUGUAGUGGCUCUCCCUCUCUGCUCUGCUCUGUAGUGGCUCUCCCUCUCUGCUCUGCUCUGUAGUGGCUCUCCCUCUCCUCGGUCGUGGCUCUCCCUGCUGGAAACUGUGUAUGUCACAAAUAAAAUGUGAAUAAUUUUGUUUCUAGUCCCAGUGUUAAAAGCAAGGCCUGUGUCCCCACAUGGCACACGGAGAGAAACAGAGACCAGCAAACAAGAGCCUAACAACCCGACCACAGAGGGAACAUAGUCGACCACAUAAUUCCCAUAAUAACACCAGAUGCCAUGUUCAGAACUGUACUGAUGUGCUCCCUCACAGAUGGAAGGGAGUUGGCCACAUAUCUCAACCCUCCUCCUCUCUCCAGUAGGGAAUGGGGACAAGGGGACCUAGUGGCCAUAUGAUACCCUAGUUAGUAUCCAGGGCCGAGGCCAUGCUGUAGGAUUAGAUAGAUAGGACAGGACACAGCCACACACUCCAGACUGGAGGUUACAUAACUAGGGCAUUUGGCUAUAAUUGUGGACAUGUCACUGUGCAGUCAACCACACAUUUAUUUAGAAAUGGAAUUCAUGUUUUUAAAAUGUCAGCGCUUUGACAUUUAAGAAAUACAAUAUGGCAUUUUUACUGGUCAUUUCAAUUAAAUGUAUACACCCACUGAUUCUUGAAGAAAAAUAACUUGCCUAAUGAGCUGAGUAAAAUAAUACAGUAUACAAUCUCUAGUUUGAGAGUGAAACUCUGUUCCUUAUGGAUGUCUGUGUUGUCACAGUGUGGGGAGAGCAUCAACGGAGGGGAGAUGGCGGUGUUGGCGUCCAGAGCGGUUCCUGGGCUGGUCUGGCACCCAGCAUGCUUUACGUGCUCCACGUGUAGUGAGCUGCUGGUGGACCUCAUCUAUUUCUACCAGGAUGGGAAGAUCCACUGUGGCCGACACCACGCAGAGCUGCUCAAGCCACGCUGCUCAGCCUGCGACGAGGUGAGUGAGAGUGUGUGUGAAGAUGCACUGUGGCCGACACCAGAGCACGUGAGCGGAGUCGAGCGGUUGGAAAUCCCGCUCCUGUGCUCCACGUCCUUUCAAAACCGUUCCGCGCUCACACAAAAAAAAGAAUGCCGCUACAUAUUCGCUCCAUUCAUAAAAUUCACAAUUUUACCAACACCCAUCUAUUUUUGUGACUACCUGGGCCUACCAUUUGGUUUUUAAGUAUUGAAACCAAACCAUAUGGAAUAGAAUAAACAUGAAAAGGUGAAUGUAAGAAGCACACAUCAUUUGAAAUAGGCUACAUGUCUUAUUAAACAUCAUAAACACUGUAAAUAGGUCAGGAGCCAGACAGGGAGCCUAAUUAUUUAGGCUAUAUUAUUUCAAUUAUUUCAAGGCUUUAGCCUCCAAAGAAAUACAUUAGAGUGAGACAAUAGACUGGUAGGGACAUAAAGGGCUCAGCAUUUAAACAACAUUUCCUUGUAUUAAAUCAUUAUUGUCUAUAAAUUACACAUAUAGGCUAUGACUUACUUACAAUUAAAUACAAAUUAAACUAUCUGGCUGUGAUCUUUUUUUUUUUUUAUGACUUAUUAGGCUCAGUCUACAGUGCCUUUGAAUUCAUAUUUAGAAACACGAGUUUGGCCAAAGUCUGUGGCUUCAGGUUCAUGCAAUGGCGCCAGGAGAGCAGGCCAGUAGCAGAGAAUAUCUUCUCCACGCUUGCAGAGACACUGGGGAUGCUAAACACCCUUCGGGCCACUCUUGCCAGGCUGGGCAGAGAUGCAGAGUUGUUGUUUUUAAUUUUUCUAUAGGUAGGCCUUCAAGGUUGUUAGGCAAAAUAACCCAAUCAAAACGGAAAGCUCCUUGAACAUGGGAAUAUGCCAGGCCUAUUGAUCCAAAAUCAAUUAUGGUCUAUCGUAUAGAUAUUAGAACAAAAAUGAACAAAAUGUUCAAUAGAUCAGAUUUUUAGUUUAUAAAUACUUUGCUAAAAUGUACAUUUACAUUUACAUUUACGUCAUUUAGCAGACGCUCUUAUCCAGAGCGACUUACAAAUAGGUGCAUUCACCUUAAAGCCAGUGCGAUAACCACUUUACAAUGUUUUUUUUAUUUGUUAUUUGUUAUUUGUUAUAUAUAUUUUUUUUAAUGUAAUUAGUUUUUUUGGUUUUUGGGGGGGGGUUGUGGUGAGGGGGGGGGGGGGUUAGAAGGAUUACUUUAUCCUAUCCCAGGUAUUCCUUAAGAGGUGGGUUUCAAAUGUCUCCAGAAGGUGGUGAGUGGACUCGCUGUCCUGGCGUCGUGCAGGGAGCUUGUUCCACCAUUGGGGUGCCAGAGCAGCGAACAGUUUUGACUGGGCUGAGCGGGAACUAUGCUUCCGCAGAGGUAGGGGAGCCAGCAGGCCAGAGGUGGAUGAACGCAGUGCCCUCGUUUGGGUGUAGGGACUGAUCAGAGCCUGAAGGUACGGAGGUGCCGUUCCCCUCACAGCUCCGUAGGCAAGCACCAUGGUCUUGUAGCAGAUGCGAGCUUCAACUGGAAGCCAGUGGAGUGUGCGGAGGAGCGGGGUGACGUGAGAGAACUUGGGAACGUUGAACACCAGACGGGCUGAGGCAUUCUGGAUGAGUUGUAGGGGUUUAAUGGCACAGGCAGGGAGCCCAGCCAACAGCGAGUUGCAGUAAUCCAGACGGGAGAUGACAAGUGCCUGGAUUAGGACCUGUGCCGCUUCCUGUGUAAGGCAGGGUCGUACUCUCCGAAUGUUGUAGAGCAUGAACCUACAGGAUCGGGUCACCGCCUUGAUGUUAGCGGAGAACGACAGGGUGUUGACACCCUUAGCUUUCUACCCACCUCGUUCCACCAUCAUGCUUUCGGGAUAGGUGUAUUUUCAGAUUCCACAAUGAUUCUUUAGUUGUGGACACUACAUCACCACACUCCCUCUCUUGCUCUUGGUCCUCCUCAUCUUUGUAAGUCACCUUGAUUUAGCACCUGUGUGUUUGAUCAGUUUCUUUAUGAAAAUCUAUAGCGAACUUCAUGACAGUAGCUAAAGCAAGGGGCUAUAGCAGCACACAAGUAGACUAUAAGUGCAUGCUGGGGAGGGCAUGCCCUGAGCUCGAGUGAGAGCUACUGGAGCGAAAUUGGAGAGGGUGAGAAGGCGCUCCACAGUCCAGUCAAAAUGGGCACGCUCCGCUCCACGCUCCGCUCCUCGCUCCGCUCACAUACUCUGGCCGACACCAUGCAUUGCUCCUAAAACCACGCUGGGUCAGAUUCAAAAACGCACACCAACACAGGCAUAUGUUCUCUGGAGGCAACAGCAAUAACCGCUUAGACCAAUCCAAGCCACACACUUCUCAUCAAACUCUGUCUUAAUGUGUCUAUCUUCAGGUUAUCUUUUCUGACGAGUGUACGGAGGCGGAGGGGCGUCACUGGCACAUGAAGCACUUCUCCUGUUUUGAGUGUGAGACUGUGCUGGGGGGGCAACGUUAUAUCAUGAAGGAUGGUCGGCCAUAUUGCUGCGGCUGCUUCGAGUCUCUCUACGCCGAGUACUGCAAGGCCUGCGGGGAACACAUUGGUAAGCCCUGACGAUAUGCAUACAGACCACUGCUUCUGCCAUUGUGAAAUGAUUGACAGAAACUCAAAUAAACGGACAUAGUAAACUUUUAGACAUAGCCUCUCAAUGUUUUUUAGGCAGUGAGUAAAUAUUUUGCUGUGCGAUCUGGAGUUUUUAAUUUAGGAGCACCAGUGAGCUUGUCUUUUUUGUCCUGCUUCUAAAUGUCUUUGCCUACAUCUCUCUCAACUUAGGCCACGUGCUCCUUGUAAAAAAGGUCAGCGUAGCCGUGGUUAGUAAUCCAAUGCAAAAUAUCCAAACAAUGUACCAUGUCAAUAUUUUCAGCCAGUAUGAACAUGUUAUAUGACACAUGCCUAUGAGGAAGUUGACAAUGAUUCAGGGAAUCACACCACACCAAGUGUUUCACAAAAUACACAAACAAAUCUUCCCUCACAUCUGUGCUAACCGAAGCCUUUCUCCUAGGUGUGGACCAUGCCCAGAUGACGUACGACGGUCUCCACUGGCACGCCACCAAGGGUUGUUUCUGCUGUGCCCAGUGUAAGAGCUGUCUGCUGGGCUGUCCCUUCCUGCCCAAGCAGGGCCGGAUCUACUGCUCCAAGGCCUGCAGUCUGGGAGAGGACGUCCAUGCCUCAGACUCCUCCGACUCCGCCUUCCAGUCGGCGCGCUCCCGUGAGUCCCGCCGCAGCGUACGCAUGGGCAAGAGCAGCCGCUCGGCCGACCAGUGCCGCCAGUCGCUCCUCUUCUCACCCUCCGUCAACUACAAGUUCCCCGGGUUUACCGGUAACCCAGACACCGAUACGCUCACCAACAAACUGGCCCACCUGGGUUUAACCAACGAGGAGUGCUUCUGGAGAGGGAGGGAGGACACUGAGGCCCCUGAGGACCGGGACGAGGAGGAGUGGGCCGAGCAUGAAGACUACAUGACCCAGCUGCUGCUCAAGUUCGGGGAGCACGGUAUCUUCCAGCAGGGUGAGCUGGUCAACUCCAGACCUCCAACCGAUCUGUGGAUGACCGAGGCGGUCAAGAUGAAACAGUGUGAGCCUCAGGGCUCUAGGGCUGAGAGUGGAGGCAUUGGAGGAGGACGUGGAGGAGGGUCAGGCAGUCAGAGCCUGGCCAGUAAGAAGUACCAGGCAGAUAUGUACUGGGCCCAGUCCCAGGACGGGCUGGGGGAUUCGGCCUACGGGAGCCACCCUGGCCCGGCCAGCAAUAGGAAGCUCCAGGAGCUGGAGCACGCGGCUGGGAGCAACGGGGGUACCGGCUUCCAGGGGGAGGAGAAGCAGUGGUAUGACAACUCUUCUCUGGAGUGUAUCACAGAUGAGCUGAAACAGAAGGAUCAGAGCGUCAGGGACUCCAUGGACUCACUGGCACUGUCCAACAUCACCGGUAAGACAUGUUGCCUCUCCAUUGAAAUAGCCUUUUAGUCCAGUACUAGACUUAAUCUGUCCCAGAAACCGGCUCUGAGAACUUGAUCUGAUUCGCAUCCUAAUGUUCAAUGUUCUGUGAUGGCAGAAUAUUCUUUGAAACAGCACGGUGACAAGACAACUUGUACAAAUACAUUUCAUUAUCUCUCUCUCCCGCUCUUCUUCCAGGUGCCUCUGUAGAUGGCGAUAGUAAAGAGAGACCUCUGGUCUACUCCUUACAGAACUUCCAGGACCUCGAGGCUGAGAGAGACUGUGAGAACACAAGCAACAUGGGAACUCUCAACUCCUCCAUGUUACACCGCAGUGCCACUUCCCUGAAGAGCCUUACGUCUGAGCUGGAGCCGGAGGAGAACGUACCAGAGGAAGAGGAGAAGGCCCCUCUUCCCUCUCCCACCAAGCCUCCUCACGUCCCGGCGUUGAGACGGACUCGAUCCCAGUCCCGACCCCAACAGGUGAAGUUCUCCCCAGACGUCGUGGACAACAGUCUCUAUGGUGACCUGCAGGUGCGCCAGCCCCCGAUGAGCGAGCGGACGCGGCGGCGAGCAUACCACUUCGAGGAGCAGGACCAGGAGCUUGGUGACUCGGGCUCCGGCCGCCAUCACAACCACCCUCACCACAGGAGGCGCCGCAGCCGCAAGUCACGCUCCGACAACGCUCUCCACCUGGUGCCCAAGGAGAGGGCCAACCGCAUGUACUUCAGAGAUGACCACAGAGGCCAUGGGGGCCACGGCUUCAGCUCCAAGGGGCCCCAGCAGCAGGCCUUCCUGCCCAACCAGCAGGGGUAUGGCCAGGCCCAGCAUCCCCACCACCAUCCCCACCAAGCCACCUCAGACUACCGACUCCAGCAGGGCCCAGCCAUGGAGAGGUUCAUGGGGUUGUGUGGGGACAGGGACGAGGAUGACUGGUGCUCCACCUGCUCCUCUUCCUCCUCCGAGUCUGAGGAGGAAGGCUUCUUCCUGGGCCAGCCCAUCCCCCAGACACACAGACACUACUAUGAUGGCCUGCCCAGCCAUGUGGCAGGCCUGCCCUCCCCGCCUUACGGAGCAGUCCCACGGACUAAGUCCAAAAAGAAGAAGGGGCACAAGGGGAAGAACUGUAUCAUUUCAUAA
Messenger RNA from Coregonus sp. 'balchen', 12260 nucleotides. The record is from the annotation of a GenBank genome assembly. NCBI's taxonomy places the organism in Eukaryota, Metazoa, Chordata, Actinopteri, Salmoniformes, Salmonidae.